Messenger RNA from Ectocarpus siliculosus, 696 nucleotides. The record is from the annotation of a GenBank genome assembly. Lineage: Eukaryota; Phaeophyceae; Ectocarpales; Ectocarpaceae.
AUGGUGCUCAAGUACGGCGCCCUGAUCGUGGACGCUCUCGUCGAAUACAAGCAGCCGGUCUUCGUCUACAUUCCCCCCCACGCCGAGCUGAGAGGGGGCGCUUGGGUGGUGGUUGACAGCACCGUCAACGCCAACGUCAUGGAGAUGUAUGCUGCGAACGGCGCUCGAGGAGGAGUGCUGGAGGCCAACGGGGCGGCCAGCAUCAAGUUCCGCAACAAAGACCUUCUCAAGACAGCGCACCGUCUGGACCCGGUGCUGAUGGAGUUGGACGCGAAGCUGUCGGCGUGUACGGAAGAGGGGGGGGACAGGCGAAACAUAUCGGCCGCGUUGGCCGAACGCGAGACCAGGGUCAUCGGGGUCUAUCGGCAGGUGGCGGUGCAGUUCGCUGACCUGCACGACACGCCCGGGCGAAUGGAGGCCAGGGGCGCGGUCCGGAAGGUGGUACCGUGGACGGAGUCUAGGUCUUUCUUCUUCUGGAGGCUAAGGCGGAGGCUCGCAGAGUUCGACCUUCGAAGACAGGCCGGGUCGAUCAAGGGACACAUGGAGCAGCUGCGGUUUGGCCGCGUUUCCACUCAGGUUUCCGAACUGGCUUCGGCAUCCCCCGAGGCCGUGGUGGAAGGCUUGCUGAGCGCCAAGGGAGGGCUGAGCAAGAGUGCCCGGCAAGCCCUGCUAGAAAGGCUAUCUUCUUCCUCGUGA